AUGAGAUUAUCCCACUUUCUUACCCUUGUUGCUGCGGCACAAGCAGCACCAAUUAUUCGCACAAUCGUUCAUACUGCUGCUCCAGUCACCCAGGUAGUGACAAAAACCACAAAUACAGUUGUUGACGUUAACACUGUGAUUCAGACGGUAAACGGCACGCCGCCAGCCCCAACUACUGAAGCUACUACUGAAGCAGCUCCAACUACUCAAGCUAACGCAGCAACUCCAACUACCCCAACAACCGAAGCUGCUCCAACUACUCCAACAACUGAAGCUGCUCCAGCCCCUGAGACUCCAACAACCUCAACUCCAACCACUGAGGCUGCUCCAACCACCUCAACUCCAGCAGAAGUUCCAACUACACCAGCCACUUCUGCACCAGCUACUACAGCUACUACACCAGCUACUUCUACCACCCCAACAACUACAUCCACCCCAGCAGCACCAACCACCUCCACUUCCCCAGCACCAACUACUCCAGUUACAACUUCUGCUCCAACUUCAACCACUCCUACAACCUCCACCACACCUGCUUCUACUUCGACUUCUGGCGGAGACCAGCCUUCCAGUGGUUUUGAGUCAGAUAUUUUGCAAGCCCACAACGAUAAGAGAGCUCUCCAUGGAGUACAGCUGCUUACGUGGGAUUCAGAGUUGGCAAAGUAUGCUGCAAAUUAUGCUGCAAACUCAUUCUCGUGCAACAAUGUUCAAUUAAUCCACUCAAAUGGUCCUUAUGGUGAAAAUUUGGCUGCUGGAUAUACUGGCGGUUAUAGCCCAGUUAAUGCCUGGUACGAUGAAAUUAGCCAAUACGACUACAAUAAUCCAGGUUUCAGUGAAGCAACCGGUCACUUUACCCAAUUGGUAUGGAAAGAUACCUCCAAGGUCGGAUGUGCUAAAGUCACCUGUAACAACGAAUGGAGACAAUACACCAUUUGUGAGUACACCGAUUCCAGAGGAAAUGUUAUUGGAACCGACAGCAAAACCGGAAAGAGCUACUUUGAAGAGAACGUUCUCCGACCAAUCAGCUCAUAA
Messenger RNA from Meyerozyma guilliermondii ATCC 6260, 1029 nucleotides. RefSeq names its product sterol-binding protein (gene RBE1). The transcript has a single exon. The coding region runs from base 1 to 1029 and encodes 342 amino acids. Lineage: Eukaryota; Fungi; Ascomycota; Pichiomycetes; Serinales; Debaryomycetaceae. Gene Ontology annotation, cellular component: extracellular region. The record is from RefSeq and is a predicted model, not a curated record.